GCGCCGCGCACGCGCAGGAGCCGGCGGCGCGCGCCGAGCGGGGGGCGCUGCGCGGGGCAGCCACGAUGGAAGGGGGUGCGUACGGAGCGGGCAAAGCCGGGGGCGCUUUCGACCCCCACACGCUGGUCCGGCAGCCGCACACCAUCCUGCGCGUCGUGUCCUGGGUGUUCUCCAUUGUGGUGUUUGGCUCCAUUGUCAAUGAGGGCUACCUCAACAGCCCCACGGAGGGCGAGGAGUUCUGCAUCUACAACCGCAACCCCAACGCCUGCAGCUACGGCGUGGCCGUGGGCGUGCUGGCCUUCCUCACCUGCCUGCUCUACCUGGCCCUGGACGUCUACUUCCCGCAGAUCAGCAGCGUGAAGGACCGCAAGAAGGCCGUGCUGUCUGACAUUGGUGUCUCGGCCUUCUGGGCCUUCCUCUGGUUUGUGGGCUUCUGCUACCUGGCCAAUCAGUGGCAGGUGUCCAAGCCCAAGGACAACCCACUGAACGAAGGGACGGACGCAGCCCGGGCCGCCAUCGCCUUCUCCUUCUUCUCCAUCUUCACCUGGGCGGGCCAGGCUGUGCUGGCCUUCCAGCGGUACCAGAUUGGCGCCGACUCGGCGCUCUUCUCCCAGGACUACAUGGACCCCAGCCAGGAUUCCAGCAUGCCUUACGCCCCCUACGCGGAGCCCAGCACCGGGCCGGACCCCGCCGGCACGGGCGGCACCUACCAGCAGCCGGCCAAUGCCUUCGACUCCGAGCCACAGGGCUACCAGUCGCAGGGCUACUGAGCCCCCUGGACCGCCUGCCCCUCCCCAAGCCCCGCCCUGCCCAUCCCUCCUGGUCACCCUGCCCAGCACCUCCCCAGCCUCCACAUUGCAGCGGGGCUGGGGCGGCCCUUGUGGGGGGCGCCCAUGUGUGUGCAAGUGUGUCUGAGGGUGUGCGCGCAGCGGGGGCCCGAGGGCAGGCGUAGGGCUGCAUUCAUUCAUUGUGUCCUCACGCAUUCAUUGAGCACCUACUCUGCCAGGCCCGUGCUUGGUCGGGUAGUGGAAGGGGGGUGCAGAGGUGGCCCCGUGGGUCCCAGAGGUAGGAGCGGUGGGACAGAUGGACUGGGUGGGUUGCGGGAAGUCUGGCUGCGCAGGGCUGGGACACAGGGCGAGUGUGAUGUCUGCAGCCCACCACCGACAGCCUGUGUGGCGCAGCAGGCCUGCAGGGGGGAGGGGGCGGAGCUGCUUCCGGUUCACAGUUGAGGAAAAGGUGGCUGAGAGGUCAAGGGCAGUGAGGCAGUAGAGAGCCCAGAGCUGACGGUGCCAGCCCCCCUCCCCACGCUCCCUCCACCCCCAUCAGCAUGACUCACCUGGGAGGCCUUGGGCCCUCUGCCCAGGAGAUACCCCGACUCCACGACAGGCCCAGGACCUCUUGUACUCUGGCUGCACCCCACCCUUGGGGUUCCCCUCCUAAGCAAGGAGCCAUCCCACAGGUAGCCCACCCAGAGCAGGCCAACCAGGCCUGCCUCUGGGCGAGCUCUCCGAGCCUUGCCUGGCCCUGGCGGUGGUGGGCAGUGUGCUGGGACUGGCCUGGCAUCCAGGAAGUGAAUGAGCGGAGUUGCUGUUGGGUUUUGUGGUCACCCCGCAGGGGCCCGAUCCCACCCCUGGGACCUCCCAGGACACAGGAGUGAUCUGGAGCAGCCUGGGCAUAGGUCUUGCCCUCCCUGACCUUCCGGAAGGUCCAUGGGGGGUGAGGAGUCCAUGGGUGAGCUGGCAUGCCGAGGACAGGGAGAGUUCUGUGCAGAGGGGGGCACGGAGCGAGGUAGCAGGGCAUCCCGGAGGCUCAAGCAGGGUGGGGCUGCAGGCAGCAGUCGGUUCUGAGCAGUGGCAGGAAGGGUCCUUGCAUGACGGUGCUGCACCUCUCUUCCUGCGGGUGCAGAGGGCACGCUGGCCGACCCCCUCGGGGGCAGAGCAGAGGGAUGGUGUCCCUACCACCACCGCCACCCCACAUCCCGCACAGGACCCCACAGGCAGGUGACCACUGCUUGCUCCAGCCACCAGGUGCCAGCCGUCCAUCUGGGGAGACCCAGGGUGUGUGGGGCCCGUCUUCCCAGAGCUUGGGGAAGAUGAAUACAGAACAGUGACGAGGUAUUUCAAGUUGCACUGCAGGUUUAUGGCUCCCAGCAAGGACCCUGGGGUGACAAGAGCAGGAAGGAGCAGCCCUGAACAGAGGGGGAAACUGAGGCAUAGAGAACAUUACUGAGCAGUGGAGCCCAGCUCAAGGGCAGCAGUGUUGGAAGAGGACCCAGCGGUCAUUGCUGACUUGCAUUUGUCACAUCUGGGAAGGGACUCCGUCACAGUCCCCCAGGAGACAGCUUGGGGACAGGCUAUCUGCUAGGCUGAGCAGCGGGCCUGUGCCAGACAGGAAGUAAGGCUGUGGUGCUGCCAGUGUUCCUGGCACCUGGUGGUUCUGUGUAGGUCCCAGAGGGCCGGGGACAACUUAUGGAUCGCUAUGGAUCGCCUACUCCCUCCCUAGCCAACUCCCCCCCCCCC
Dipodomys spectabilis (banner-tailed kangaroo rat) is the source of this 2519-nucleotide messenger RNA. RefSeq names its product synaptogyrin 1 (gene Syngr1). The coding region runs from base 66 to 770 and encodes 234 amino acids. Gene Ontology annotation, cellular component: neuromuscular junction; synaptic vesicle membrane. The record is from RefSeq and is a predicted model, not a curated record. NCBI's taxonomy places the organism in Eukaryota, Metazoa, Chordata, Mammalia, Rodentia, Heteromyidae. The transcript has 4 exons.